Molecule: messenger RNA, 294 nt
Organism: Protopterus annectens (West African lungfish)
Lineage: Eukaryota; Metazoa; Chordata; Ceratodontiformes; Protopteridae
Product: trypsin-like
Exons: 3
Coding region: 1-294 (97 amino acids)
Biological process (GO): proteolysis
Molecular function (GO): serine-type endopeptidase activity
Source: RefSeq, a predicted model, not a curated record
AUGGGCAACUAUCCUUCCAGAUUCCAGUGCCUUGAUAUUCCAGUCUUGAGUGAUGCCAGCUGCAGAAGUGCAUAUCCUGGUCAAAUCACUGCUAACAUGAUCUGUCUUGGCUUCCUUGAAGGUGGAAAGGAUUCCUGUCAAGAUGAUUCUGGUGGCCCAGCUGUUUGCAAUGGGCAGUUGCAGAACAUUAUGUCAUGGGGAGAUAAAUGUCCUCAGAACAACAACCCAGGAGUUUACACCAAAGUCUGUAAUUACACUGCUUGGGUUCAGAACAUCAUCAUCAAUUCCAACUAA